Molecule: messenger RNA, 3425 nt
Organism: Choloepus didactylus (southern two-toed sloth)
Lineage: Eukaryota; Metazoa; Chordata; Mammalia; Pilosa; Megalonychidae
Gene: TM9SF2
Product: transmembrane 9 superfamily member 2
Exons: 17
Coding region: 180-2165 (661 amino acids)
Biological process (GO): protein localization to membrane
Cellular component (GO): membrane
Source: RefSeq, a predicted model, not a curated record
UCGAGGUCCGGCUCGGUUUCUGUUGCGGGAUCCGCGGUGUCUCUUAGCGCAACCGGAACUAGCCUUCGCGGGCCCGGUUUCCCUCCUUUCAGGCCGCCUUUCGUCGUCUCCGAGCCUCCCUGUCCCUCCUUCCCUCAUCAUUCCCUAGGCUUGGCUGCGCCUUUCCUGAAACAGCCGUCAUGAGCGCGAGGCUGCCGGCGUCGUCAUCUCGGUGGCCGCGGUUGUGGCUGCUGUCGCUGCUCCUGCUGGCGACCCCGGGCCCGCGCUGGGGCGACGCUUUCUACCUGCCUGGCCUGGCGCCCGUCAACUUUUGUGAGGUAGAGAAAAAGAACGACGAGUGCAAGGCUGAAAUAGAACUGUUUGUGAACAGGCUUGAUUCAGUGGAAUCUGUUCUUCCUUAUGAAUAUACAGCGUUUGAUUUUUGCCAGGCAUCAGAAGGAAAACGCCCAUCUGAAAAUCUUGGUCAGGUAUUAUUCGGGGAAAGAAUUGAACCCUCGCCGUAUAAGUUCCUAUUUAAUAAGGAGGAGACCUGUAAGCUUGUUUGUACAAAAACAUACCAUACAGAGAAAGCUGAAGACAAACAAAAGUUAGAAUUCUUGAAAAAAAGCAUGUUACUGAAUUAUCAGCAUCACUGGAUCGUGGAUAACAUGCCUGUAACUUGGUGUUAUGAUGUUGAAGAUGGUCAGAGGUUCUGUAAUCCUGGAUUUCCUAUUGGUUGUUACAUUACAGAUAAAGGCCAUGCAAAAGAUGCCUGUGUUAUUAGUUCAGAAUUCCAUGAAAGAGAUACAUUUUACAUCUUCAACCAUGUUGACAUCAAAAUAUAUUAUCAUGUUGUUGAAACUGGGUCCAUGGGCGCAAGAUUAGUGGCUGCUAAACUUGAACCAAAAAGCUUCAAACAUACCCAUAUAGAUAAACCAGACUGCUCUGGACCCCCCAUGGACAUAAGUAACAAGGCUUCUGGGGAGAUCAAAAUUGCCUAUACUUAUUCUGUUAGUUUUCUGGAAGAUAAAACUAUCAGAUGGGCAUCUAGAUGGGACUAUAUUUUGGAAUCUAUGCCUCAUACCCAUAUUCAGUGGUUUAGCAUAAUGAAUUCCCUGGUAAUUGUCCUCUUCUUAUCUGGAAUGGUAGCUAUGAUUAUGCUACGGACACUUCAUAAAGAUAUUGCCAGAUAUAAUCAGAUGGAUUCUACGGAGGAUGCCCAGGAAGAAUUUGGCUGGAAACUAGUUCAUGGUGAUAUAUUCCGUCCUCCAAGGAAAGGGAUGCUGCUGUCUGUCUUUCUAGGAUCAGGGACACAGAUUUUAAUUAUGACUUUUGUGACUCUAUUUUUUGCUUGCCUGGGAUUUUUGUCACCUGCCAAUAGAGGAGCACUGAUGACUUGUGCUGUGGUCUUAUGGGUGCUGCUGGGAACGCCUGCAGGUUAUGUUGCUGCCAGAUUCUAUAAGUCCUUUGGAGGUGAGAAGUGGAAAACAAAUGUUUUAUUAACAUCAUUUCUUUGUCCUGGGAUUGUAUUUGCUGACUUCUUUAUAAUGAAUCUGAUUCUCUGGGGAGAAGGAUCUUCAGCAGCUAUUCCUUUUGGAACGUUGGUUGCCAUAUUGGCCCUUUGGUUCUGCAUAUCUGUGCCUCUAACAUUUAUUGGUGCAUACUUUGGUUUUAAGAAGAAUGCCAUUGAACACCCCGUUAGAACCAAUCAGAUUCCACGUCAGAUUCCUGAACAGUCCUUCUACACAAAGCCAUUGCCUGGUAUUAUCAUGGGAGGAAUUUUGCCUUUUGGGUGCAUCUUUAUACAGCUUUUCUUCAUUCUGAAUAGUAUUUGGUCUCAUCAGAUGUAUUACAUGUUUGGCUUCCUUUUUCUGGUGUUUAUCAUUUUGGUUAUUACAUGUUCUGAAGCCACUAUACUGCUUUGCUAUUUCCACCUAUGUGCAGAGGAUUAUCAUUGGCAAUGGCGUUCAUUCCUUACCAGUGGCUUUACCGCAGUUUAUUUCUUAAUAUAUGCAAUACACUACUUCUUUUCAAAACUGCAAAUCACAGGAACAGCGAGUACUAUUUUGUACUUUGGUUACACUAUGAUAAUGGUUUUGAUCUUUUUUCUUUUUACAGGAACAAUUGGCUUCUUUGCAUGCUUUUGGUUUGUUACCAAAAUAUACAGUGUGGUGAAAGUUGAUUGAAGAAAGCCCAGUGUGUCCAGUUAAAACAGAAAUAAAUUAAAUUCUUCAUCAACAAAGACCUGUUUUUGUGACUGCCUUGAGUUUUAUCAGACUUAUUGGCCUAGUAUUCCUUCAGAAACAACACAAUGCUAAAUACACCUCUUCGCAUACACGUGUCUCCACAAAGUGUGUUUCAACAUUAAAAUAUUUGUAUUGUGAUUUGAUUAAGUAUAUUUUCAGUUGUUCUCAAAAAAGAGCAAAUUUAAAUAUUAUGUGCAUUUGUAAAUACAAUAGCUAUAAAAUUUUCAAUACUUCUAAUAUCAUGAUAGAGAAGGCCAUAUUAAACAAUGAAAUGCAGGACAGUCAAUUGUAAAUAGGAUUUUCUAGGCUCGGUAGGUGAAAAGAAUUAUUUUUUUUCUUGAAGGAAAUAACUUUUUAUCAUGGUAAUUUUGAAGGAUGAUUCCUAUGAUGUGUUCAUUGGGGGUAUGUGGCUUUAAAAAAAAUCUUGUAUUGGUUGUAACUGUUCAUGUCGUCUUACUUUCUUGUGUUGACUUCAUUAUUCCCAUGAUAUUGGCCUUUUAAACUAUGUGCCUCUGAGUCUUUCAAUUUAUAAAUUUAUCUUAAUAAAUAUUGUAAAAAUAUCUUCAUUGCAUCAUUACCUGUUAUAUGUUGAAGGGGAUUCUGUAAAUACAAAUGUCUUUUCCAAGGUUGUUUUAAAAUGAUUUAUACUAUUUUAUCAGAUUUUACUGAAUUUUGUUAAUGUAACACUUUGAGUUUUGCUCUAAAUGAAAUUCCAGUCUUCUGGGCUUUGUGACAAAUCUAAAAUUAUUACUGCUAGGCAGUAACAAGUUAUACUCAUGCAUAUCUAGCCAGAUGAUGAGGUAAAUCCAGUACUUAAUGUGGGCCUUCUUACUACAUUGUUAAGGAUUUUAUAUUUUUUAUUUGCUUUUCAAAACCCAGCACUUUUAAUUUUUUGAGUCUCUUUUUUAUGAUCUGUACAUUAGCAGUGACUAGCAAGCCUUCGUCUGUCUUUUAUGAUUACACUGUCUUAAAUUGGAUUUCAAAAAUAAUUUUAUAUCUGAGAGUUAAGAAAUAAGUAUUUCUGUUUUAUAUUCAUCUGACUAAUAGAAAUUCAUUUAUGUGGAAUAUAGAAAUUGGGAUGAUUUCAGAGAAAUUAGUGUGCUUAUAUCUAUGAUAAUAUCCAUUUGUAGUUUAGGGGCCAAAAGCUUGCUGCUUAUGAGAGCAAAUCAGAUGCUGUCAUUAAACUUACAAUUGAAACUA